AUGGUGUACACGUCUGUUUCUCUGGCUUCUGUUGCCAUCUCGUUACUUGCACUGAGCGAUGCCAAAGCCAUCAGCACCACCUCCAGCUCCUCAUACUCGAUUGCUUCAUCGACAGAUUCGUCGAUACAACCUACCUCGACUCACCCUACCUGCCCUGAAGCCAACAACAACAUCUUCAUCGCCAAGAGCGGUGCCACUUUUGUCGUCGAAUGUGGAAUUGACUAUGCGGGUGGUGACUUGAAGUCUGUCAACAUUGCCAGCAACAGAAUCGGCGACUGUAUCGAUGCAUGCGAUGCUACUGAGGGAUGUAUUGAUAUCAGCAUGUCUGGCACUGCCUGUUACAUGAAGAACAAGCUCAACAAGCCCCUCGCCAACAAGGGUAUCAGAGGUGCACGCAAGAUCAAGGAUGCACCUCUGAGGUCGUCUAGCAGUUUCUCGUUCAGCACCUCGUUCAGCACCUCGUUCAGCACUUCGCACAGCGUCAGCCAUAGUGUGACCCAGGCUCCUACCUUCUCUGAGCCUACUGCCUCUACAGCCCCAGCAACUGCUUCUCUUCCCACUGUCAACAAGGGCACUGAAUACAUCAACUACACCAAUAUUGCUGGCUACUUCCUCCAGGACCUCGAUAGUACAGUCCCCAGCACUUUCGACUAUGUGAAUUNNGCCACCAACUUCGGUCUCAUCAAUCAGACCUACUCAACUGACACGAGCUCUAAUGCAGGACUCACCCAAUGGCAACGCUUCAACGCCCUCUUGAAGCACAUGAACAGCAAUGCUCCCAAGAAUGUCGCUUACAAAUUACUCUUCAUCGGUCGUCACGGCGAAGGCUACCACAACGCCGCACAGACUUACUACGGUACACCCGCUUGGAACUGCUACUGGAGCCAGCAGACCGGCAACAGCACCAACAGCUGGCAAGACGCUGAUCUCACCCCCAAUGGUGUUGCUCAAGCACUUAAGGCCAACACCUUCUGGGCCCACGAGAUCUCUACCCAGAACAUCCAAACGCCAGAGAGUUUUUAUGUGUCUCCAUUGACGCGUUGUCUUAAGACUGCCAACUACACUUUCAGUGGUCUUGGGUUGCAAAACUUUGUCCCUGAGGUCAAAGAGUUGAUUCGUGAGGGAAUUAGCACGCAUACUUGUGAUCAUCGUGGUAAUGAAACUUAUAUCAAGUCUCUAUUCCCUACUUGGAAGAUCGAGUCUACAUUUACCGAAACCGACGAACUCUGGAACGGCAUCACUGAAGAGUCUUCGUCGGCCCAGGACUACAGAUCGAAAAUCGCACUUGACGACAUCUUUUCUGGCGAUGACGCUUCAGUGAUUUCUAUUACUACGCAUAGUGGAGAGACGAGCAGUCUUUUGCGUGUACUGGGACACAGAGCUUUUAGUCUGGUCACUGGGGCUGUUAUCCCGGUGCUGGUCAAGGCUGAGACGAUUAAGGUUGCCAGUGGUGCGACUACUACUACUGUGCCUUGGGAUGCGGGUGCUUGGUGUACUAAUGGCCCGCCUUUGGCUAGUAGUACUGCUUGUGUGUGCAGUGAUGGUGUUGCUCCUGUUGCUACUACUGUUUCCGCCAUCUGA
Messenger RNA from Aureobasidium vineae, 1581 nucleotides. The record is from the annotation of a GenBank genome assembly. NCBI's taxonomy places the organism in Eukaryota, Fungi, Ascomycota, Dothideomycetes, Dothideales, Saccotheciaceae.